AUGAAUCCUGCCCAGCAGCACCAAAAGUUCGCCCCAGGCGGCCUCCGCAAUGCUGGGCUCCCACAAAUCCAGCAACAGCAGCCAGGCCAGGGCCAGGGCCAGCAGCAGCAACAACAGCUCACACCGCAGCAGCGCCAACUUAUGAUUCAGAAGAUGCAGCAACAACAGCAACUUGGGAUGAUGGAGAGACCACCGAGCUCGAUGAGCAUUUCUGCACCGCAACCACAGGGCGCUGGAGGAAUGAUGCCGCCCCCGCCUCCACGCCCCAGCACAGCAAUGGGCGGUCAAGUCAAUCCCAACGCGUUUCCCUCAGCCUCGCGUCCAGGAACUUCAAUGUCCCACCGCUCACCAGCAAUCGACCAACAGGGUCCUUCACAACAAGAAAUUGCCCAGCAGCGCCAACUCAUCAAUCAGCAGAUCCAGGCGCAGCUCACUGCAGCCGGUCUCACCGUUCGCGACCUCACCCCUCAGCAGCACCAGAACGUUCAGCAACAGAUCCAGACAGGCAUGCAGGACUUUUACAGAAAAUGGCAGCAGCAGAGAAUGGCCCAGAUGCAGCAGCAACUUCUACACCAGCAGCAGCAGCAGCAGGCAGGGCAACCACGGCCAGGCUCGAGGAUGGGAAUCCACCAAUCACCACCUCCGACACCUCAAGACCCCAACGCCUCAACUUCUCACCAACCACAACCUCAGCAAGGCGGCGCUGGAUCGCCCACCGCACCAGGCACCCCGACACAGGCACCUUCCAGCCCGUCGUUCCUGCGCGGCGCGAAGCGCAAGCUCGACAGCGACGGUACCAACCCUAGUCCCAGUCCCGGUUUGAUGAACCCCCAGCAGCAGCAGCAAAUGAAUGGCCAGCAACAACAGCAGCUGAACGCACUACAACAGCAGCAACUGGCCGCGAUGCGUCAAAGACAAACUGCCAGCCCCCGGCCUGAUGGUAUGGGUAUGAACAUGGGCAUGAUGGGUGGCAUGGGCAACAUGGCGGGUAUGAAUAACAUGGGCAUGGGAGGUGGUGGAGGCACAGUCAAUCCCAUGAUGCUUGACGGUUUUGGCGGUGGCAACGCGAACAACAUGGGCAUGGGCACAGUCAACCCGGCCAUGCUCUCCUCGCCGUCGCAGUCGAAUCAGCAAACGCCUCAACCCCAGGGCCAAGGUCAGCAAGGCAACCAGCAGCAGCAACAGCAACGCCAACGCCAGCCUUCGAUGCCCAUGUCGACCCCCAUUCCCGCCGCACCAUCAAUAUCUGCAUCGUCGUCUUCGACCUCUGUCGGCGGUGGGAACAUGGGUAUGAACAUGGGAGGAAACGCCAUGCCGGGGACACCUCAACGCCAAAGCUCACUACCGCCACCUGGAACACCCACUCUUGGCGGCACAAAUCUCAUGUCAAAUAGUCCUUUAGGGGCUGCUGGUAUGGGUAACAUGGGCAUGGGCAACGUCGGGAGCAACAUGGGUAUGGGUGGCGGUAUGAACCACAUGGACAUGAACGCGAUGGGUCUCAACUCGAUGGGCAUGAACAACCUCAACGCGAUGAACAAUAUGGGCGGCCUCAACUCAAUGAACAAUAUGGGUAUGAACCUCAACAUGGGCAAUAUCGGAGGCAUGAACAAUUCAAUCACACCCAAUACAGGCAUGAACCCUCAAAUGAACAACCUCGCCGGAAUGAACCCCAUGUCACCGAUGCCCAACCAGAUGAACAUGUCGAAUAUGGGCGGAAUGGGUAACAUGGGCAUGAACAAUAUGGGUAACAUGGGUGGAAUGAACGCCAAUGCUCUCAAUGCCAUGGGUGGCAACAACAUGGGUAUCAAGCCUGGGAUGGUUUCUGGUACGUCUCAACACCUUUUCCUUUCAAUUGGCCUGAAAUACGAGCGUAUCGGUUGCCAGGUGGUGUAG
Molecule: messenger RNA, 1893 nt
Organism: Coprinopsis cinerea okayama7#130
Lineage: Eukaryota; Fungi; Basidiomycota; Agaricomycetes; Agaricales; Psathyrellaceae
Exons: 1
Coding region: 1-1893 (630 amino acids)
Source: RefSeq, a predicted model, not a curated record